AUGAACCCCCUGUUUGCUGGGAUCCCGCUCAGCGCCCUGCUGUGGGCUGCCUUGGGUAAGGAGGCAGCCAAGGCGCCUGUCACAAAGGUCCGUCGCCCUGUGCCAGCCGCCCCCCACCCCCGCCCAGUUCCAGCACCUCCUCUCCUGCCAGGAAACCGCAAGCGGUGCUAUGACUGCGGUGGAGGCCCCAGCGGCUCCUGCAAAGAGACCGUGACCACUUGCGGCCAGGGCAAACGCUGCGGCUUCCUGGAGGGCAAACCCCAACCAGACCUGAGACAGACCAAGCCAUCUGGAAACCCCUCAGUGACCUUGAUUCAUCACCAUGCAGCCUGCGUGGCGGCCCAUCAUUGCAGUCGAGUGGAAACAGAGGUGGUGGGAGACGUGACUUAUAUGACCCACAGGGACUGCUGCGUCUGCGAACUGUGCAACAGUGCUGUGGCGAGCACUGCAGCCCCCGCGUGCAUCGUGGCUGCAGGGGUCACCGCCCUAGCCUGGCUCUUGCGAGGACUGUGGAGAGGGUAGUGGGAGUAGGGGAAGACAAGGGAGCAAGGGAACAAAGGGGAUCUGAGGUGAGAAGAUAAACACUCCUCUGUGAGCCAUUAAAAUCUACCGACCACUCUAGAGCUGACUGGAAAAUUCCAUAUUUUGUUGAUGGGAGGGCUGAUGGAGUAAUGUGGGGCAACCAGGCUCUAGUUUAGGGGUUAUCAAGGAUCAGUGGACUUAGUUGCAAUGGUGCACUGCUUAACCAACUAAACCCCAAAGGACAAUGGAGAAUCUGCCCUAUGUGACUCCUGCACCCUGUUGCUAGGGAGAAUCUUCCUUAGCAACGAGGAUCACUGAGGGGAGCAGGCUCUGGGCUGAGUGGGGGCCACCAGGAAUCAAUGAGCCUUGUUGUCUGGGCUUGUUCCCCUUCCCCGCAUUUGCAACUUGGCUCCCAAUAUGACUACUUGGAAUUGAGAAAGGAAAUGUAAGCACUGUGAUAGGAGGGUGGCUUGGUGCCCCACAUAUUGGGCCAGGUGAGGCCUCUGGAUCAAACCUGAGGGACUGAGGCCUGGAAGAGGGUCCCAGGUCCCAUCCCCAUGCAACUCUCCUACCCUUUCUGAGGAGCCCUCAAGCCAGACUGCACCUCUUUCUUGGCAGUACGUCAGAGGUUUGGCCUAAAUUUAAGGUAAAUAUUGCUUCUCCAAACACUGGGCCCUGUACGCCACCCCCCAGACACUGGAAGAGAGGAUGGAAGCCUGCAAAACCUGUUUUUCCGUCUGCCCCAGCCCAGCGUCUGAGAGAAACUCCCUGAAGGGUUCUUGGGUGAGUGGUGAGUGUGAGGGCUGAGAGUGUUAUUUCCUGGGAGGGCGCCUCUGACAAUAGAUCUUCUGAUACACAAUUGAUCAUAUACAGACAUUUAUUACUCAAAAUGGAAAGGGGUGAGCAAGGGGAUGAGGUACGUAUGGGAGCCAGGGUUUGGAGAAUCAGCUCAUACAGUGAGGUCAUCAGGUCCUUCCUGGGAGCCUUCACUGGGGACAGGACAGAAACCCCAUUUCAGGCCCAGAUUCCAAUCCCUCCUCACAUAGGGCACAGGGGAGUUCAGGAGGCAAAGUGCGGAGCCCUUCUAGGAGACGAUGGAGGAUCUGGAGUGGUGUCAAGGGAAAUGGAAAGAGACUCCAGAGAAGCAGAGUGGAGGGUGUGGGAUGGAAGGAUGGAUCGGGGGACCACCGUCUAAUUAAAGAAAUGUGAAGGGUCUGGAGAAAUGCUUUUCUGAGCAAAAGGAAGCAGAGGAUACGAAGACACAAGAAGAGAGGCUAAGGCAGGUGGGAGGAGGGGCAGCCAUGGAGCGAGUCUCAGUGCAACAGCCAGAGGCUAAGGCCAGCCAAGGAGGUAAGGAGGACAAGGGCCAGGGCCGGGGUGGGCCGAGGGGCUGGGUUAUUGCAGUUGUCCUUGUUGCAGCAGGUGGUGUUAUAGGUCAGGCCUAGCUUGUGGUUGGUUUGGUUGAAGGCCUCCCGACAGGGCUCUUCUGGUGUGCCACAGCGUAGGUUGGAGAAAACCCACAUCUUCCCUGGGGUUAGGAGGGGGCAGUGGGGACAGUUAAGAUGGGCACCUGGCAUGCCUGUGUCCACCUCCCCACCCGUGCACCCCACCCAGGCUUCCUUCCUUCCCAACUCUGCCCUUGGCCUUCCCCUUCUGGAUCUCUUCUCAGUCUAACCUUUCUCCUGCACUUCCUUACCCUGCCCCUCACCCCAAUCCUGGUCCUAUCACUUGCUGCCCAUGAGGCUUUGGACCUGUUACUGUCUCUUUUUGAGGCUGUUUUCUCAGUAUAAUAAUAGCACCCACACUUCAUAGGGCUGUCAUGAGCAUUAAUUGAAACAAUCCUUGUAAAGACGUAGGAUGGUGCCUGGCACGUAAUAAUCCUUGGCCAAAUAUUAUCACUGCUGUAAUUCUCUGUUCCACCUCAGCCCCAGCCAUAGAGUCUCCCACUGGGCCUCUCUCCCCACUGAAGAAAGGAAUGUUACCGAGGUACACAUUUGUUGUCAGGCAUUGCUGUCCUGGUUCCAGGUGGCAGAACUGCCGGUCCACACAGCCCAGCAAAGGGACCUUGUAGCAGGAGUGACAGCGAAUGUCAGCUGGGAAGACACAAGUCGGGCUGAAGUGACGGAAUGUCUGACUCACCUGGGGAUGAGCCCAGCUGGUGGGCACGGUGGAGAAGAGCCAAUCAAGUAGGUAUUCUGACCUGUUUGUUCUGGUAGGGACAGAGAGGGUGAGUGAUGCAGAAAAAAUGCAAGUUGGGUGAGGGUGGAGUUGCUCUGUGAAUGGCCCACACCCUAAAUAUCUUCCUUCACUCCACCCCAUCUGGAGAUGAGUCUAGAGAUGCAGAGUUACCAACAAUGGGGCUGGGGACAGAUGAAAUGUGAGAAUACCACAGGGAAGGAAUGGAGGUGGCGAGGGAAGAGAUGAAGGAAUUCAGAAGAGGUCACAGAUGGAGUCUUGAAAUAGGAAGAAACCUUAAAAGUAAAAAUCAUGGUGGUUACAACACUUGCAGAAAUGGCUUGGAACUUGAGGCUGGCAAGAAAGCCACCUGGGGCCAGAUUAGCAAUGUAUUCUUCACCUCCUGGGGCCGCCAAGAGCAUGGGAAGAGGAACCAGACUUGAACUGAAUCCUCCCACCCCAGUAGCUCUCUGACAGAAAGGAGAAGUAUCUGGGAGACAGAUCAUCAGAAUCCAUCCGAGCACUUUGCCAAAAUGGAGAGGAUGGGUGCAGAGAGGCAGAAGGUGGCACCCCGAAAGUUUCUGCCGCAUCCGAUUCAAGGUUUGAGGGACGGAAGGGUUCAGUCAGUGGGUGGAGGAGCCUGGUGACUGCACCUCAGUGAAACCCACCUCACCCUGGGGGUGAGCAACCUUGGCAUUCCCUCCCUAGAAGCCCAGGAAAUCUCCCUGGUUCCCUGGGAGGUUCUGAGAGGUCACUGGAGCCCUCCAGAAAGCUUGUGUUCCUGGAGGUAUGCACCUCAGGGAGGAGCAGGGGGGCGAUCUAGGAAAGGCCACUGCUCGAGGGACUGAGCACGAAGUCCCUGAUGGAGUAGAUGGGAGGAGGGGUCGCAAAAGAAGCCCCAGACUGGUUGCCUAGAUUUCUGGGAGGACGCCCUGGCUGAGUGCAGGUGGUGAGAGGAGAAAGCAGGUAAGCUGGAUCUUGGAGAGUUCUGUAUCAGAGUGGGGCUGGCAGGGGAACUGGAUAUCAGGGUUUCCAAGGAGUGGGGAACAGGGGACCUGGAACCCUGGGCAGGUUAGAAGAGUGCGUCUUGGAGGUGGGGAAGAGUCGGAAGAUGGAGACACGGGUCCUUGAGAAACAGAGCAAGGACCCUGUCACAGUGGGGCACAGGAGAGCUGAGCCAGUUGGGUCUGGGGGCGCUUGGGAUCUUGAGUAGCGGGUAGUGUAAGGCAGUGCCUGGGGCAGGGUGUAAAAGUCCUAACCAGGUGAACCAGGUCCUUGGGGCCCCCAGGUGCUCACCUGAGACCCAGCAGAGCAGAGAAGACAAGGUGAUCAGCAGAAGGCCUUUCAUGGUGAGGGUCCUGAGAACGGUAGCAACAGCAGCAGCUGACAGAGUAGAAUUCCAGGGAUCCUGCUCUGGGAGUUGAGUGGCCUUUUUGGAAUUUAUAGCCACAACAGUCCCGCCCUACCUGGCCUCUGGGGGCCCCUCCUUCCCCAUUUAGGGACGGGCUAAGCGGGACCCAGUGGGGCAGUAGGGAUGGGGAUGGCAGAGAGAGGUGGGGAGGGUAGGUAGGUGCACUAGUGGCCAACUCCAUUUUGGUUCUUGGUUUCAGUCCAAGACACACCCUCCUGGCCCCCAGGAGUAACAUCCCUGUCUGCCCAGUCCUCUGAAGAAGUAUCACCAAAGGCCCCUGUGAUGUUACAGUGGCUGUGGUGGUGGCAGUGUCUGCUGGUUCCUGGGAAAUGGACAAUGGGGUGUGGCCCAAGCUGACUGCAAAAUUUUGCUCCCUGGGGGGCAUUGGUAGGGGUAUGUGGGCAGAAAUUGAGCACCAAAUUAAUCUCAGUCCACUUAGUUUUCCCAACCCCUCCUCAGCCACAGGAUGGAGGAGUACGAUUUGUGAUGUGACCAAGAGCUUCUGUGAUGUCAAAGCAGCAGAGGCAUGGGCUGGAGCUGCCUGUUAGGGAGGGGCUGCCUCAGGCCCCCUGAAGGUUCUCAGGACCUCAUCCUGGCUCCACCUGGGCUUGGCCUGGCCUUGGGUGCUCCAGUGCAGUGAGGGCUGAUGAAGUCCUGGGUGUGGGGCUGUGCACCUGCUCCAAAGCACCUCCCCAAUCAAAACCUGCCAAUUUGGGCGGGCCACCUUGGGCCGGGAGGGAUGAAGUGGGCACAGAGGGGUGAGGUAGCAGCUAAAAUAAGAAUAGAAAUAGUAAUAAUGGCAAGCAUAUAGUACUCCUAUGUCUUUGCCAUUGUUCUAGGCAUUUACUGGGUAUGACUUUAUUUAGUUCUCACAAUACUCUGCGAGGUAGGUGCUUUUAUUCCCAUUUUACAGAUGAGCAAGCAGGCCCAGAAAGGUUAAGCGACUUGCGCACAUCACGCAGCUAGAAGGUGAAGUCGAGAUUUGAAUUCAGACAGCCAAGAUCCAGAAACUGUGGUGUUCCCGGCAACUGCUAUGCUUCAAGAGUUAAAGUCAAGGGCUUCCCUGGCGGCGCAGUGGUUGAGAGUCCGCCUGCCGAUGCAGGGGACACGGGUUCGUGCCCCGGUCCGGGAAGAUCCCACAUGCCACGGAGCAGC
This is a messenger RNA of Globicephala melas (long-finned pilot whale), 5263 nucleotides long. It is a transcript of the gene LY6G6D, whose product is annotated as lymphocyte antigen 6 family member G6D. Gene Ontology annotation, cellular component: external side of plasma membrane. Gene Ontology annotation, biological process: acetylcholine receptor signaling pathway. Lineage: Eukaryota; Metazoa; Chordata; Mammalia; Artiodactyla; Delphinidae. Gene Ontology annotation, molecular function: acetylcholine receptor inhibitor activity. The record is from RefSeq and is a predicted model, not a curated record.